Meriones unguiculatus (Mongolian gerbil) is the source of this 2373-nucleotide messenger RNA. RefSeq names its product zinc finger matrin-type 2 (gene Zmat2). NCBI's taxonomy places the organism in Eukaryota, Metazoa, Chordata, Mammalia, Rodentia, Muridae. Gene Ontology annotation, cellular component: spliceosomal complex; U4/U6 x U5 tri-snRNP complex. Gene Ontology annotation, molecular function: nucleic acid binding; zinc ion binding. The coding region runs from base 120 to 719 and encodes 199 amino acids. Gene Ontology annotation, biological process: mRNA splicing, via spliceosome. The transcript has 6 exons. The record is from RefSeq and is a predicted model, not a curated record.
UCCAGUCCUUAACGCAGUUAGAAUGCGCGGCUCGAACCUUAUUGGAGCGUGAGCUUGCCUUAUGGCUCCAGGGCGCGUUUUACGGCAUUUUACGGCUUUCCAUUCACUUCGCUGUGAAGAUGGCGUCGGGCAGCGGGACAAAAAACUUGGACUUUCGCCGAAAGUGGGACAAAGAUGAAUAUGAGAAGCUCGCAGAGAAGAGACUCACAGAAGAGAGAGAAAAGAAGGAUGGAAAACCAGUGCAGCCAGUCAAGCGGGAGCUUCUACGGCACAGGGAUUACAAGGUGGACUUGGAAUCCAAACUUGGGAAGACAAUUGUCAUUACUAAGACGACCCCCCAGUCUGAGAUGGGAGGCUACUACUGCAAUGUCUGUGACUGUGUGGUGAAGGACUCCAUCAACUUCCUGGAUCACAUUAAUGGAAAGAAACAUCAGCGAAACCUGGGCAUGUCUAUGCGUGUGGAGCGGUCCACUCUGGAUCAGGUAAAGAAACGUUUUGAGGUUAACAAGAAGAAGAUGGAAGAGAAGCAGAAAGAUUAUGAUUUUGAGGAAAGGAUGAAGGAGCUCAGAGAAGAGGAGGAGAAGGCUAAAGCAUACAAGAAGGAGAAACAGAAGGAGAAGAAAAGGAGGGCGGAGGAGGACUUGACAUUUGAGGAAGAUGAUGAGAUGGCAGCUGUGAUGGGUUUCUCUGGCUUUGGUUCCACCAAGAAGAGUUACUGAAGCGCUCUUUUUGGCCUAUCUUUGGCCUAUACUGGACCUAACUUUGAGUGUGUGUUGAGGUGGGGUGGGGGUGUCACUUCUUUUUUGGGUACUGGAGAAAGUCCUUAAGAGUGUUAAUGGGCAGGGCUAGAGGGUGGGUGUUUGUGGUUCUCUCUACGUUGGGAGAGGGCACAGGACGUAGAGGUGAUGCUGUGGCAUAUUCUGUCAGCCUCAGUAUUUCUGGAGUCACAGAACCUCUGCCCAUCUGUGUUCCCAAUAAAGAAAGACCUCCCUCUUUGAGGCUGCUUUCCCCAAAUUCUCCUGCAUCUUUCCCUCUUCAUCUUCCCACCCUCUUGUUUGAGCAUCCUCCUCCUCCCCUGUGUUCUGCUGUUUUAAUCUUUACUCUUGUUCAGCUUGCAGCAGAAGGGUUAUCUGGGGCUCCAGUAUGCAGGUGCUGGCAUAUUCUUAGCCAGCUGUUCCUCCCAUCCCACCUAGCGGUUCUCUACCCACUUGGGCAUGCAUGUGAUUUCUGCCUGGGUCAAUGUGUGUGUGGGUAUGUGUGCAUGAUACGUCACAAAGAGGGGACCUGACCUAGAACCUCAGAGCAUUGCUGCCCUGAGGCCUAUUGUUCUUGGUUUCCUCGGUGCAUGUAACAGGAAAUUAAAUGGGAUGAGUGUUUGGUGUGGUUUGUGUCUGGUGAGUUUUUAACUUCUGUUUCACUUCACUGAGGAUUUCUGUUUUUGUCUUCCUUGGGAACAGGUUCUUGGAAGAACCUGUUCGAUGCAAAAAAGAAAGCAGCAACCCUAAAACCAAACAGACUCACUCUGGGAGAUCCCAGUUCUCAGACGCUAUUCCACACGUACAGUCAGUCACAGUGACUCAGCCUGUUUCACAUUUGUUGGGAACAUUUCCAUAUCACCUUCUGUCCCACAGUUCCUACACCAAGAAUUUCCACAUAGAGCCUUUCUCUUUGAUUUGCCCCCACACCCCCUUCAAAUACAGGUUUCCUUAGAGUGAGUUUUCCCCUCUGCUAGGAUCUGUGCCCUUGGGAGUCUCAACAGAACAUUUUAACCUCCUGUACCUUUAGCACGUCUGAUCUUAACCAUAAGAGCUGUGUUAAAUGUCACUGUCUGCAGUUGGACAGGCCCUGGGCUACUCACCUUGGCACUGUUGAUGAUGACCUAGGCAAGUUUUGGAUUGGGGUUUUUGUUUUAUAUUUUUGAAAUGUUCUCACGUGCCUGGCCUUGUACUCAGAAAUCUGCCUGCCUGAGCCUCUCCAGUGCUGGGAUUAAAGGUGUGUACCUCCAUGCCUGGCCAGGUCUGUUUUAAAGGGUUCUAUGCACUGUAGGAUGUUGAACAGCCUCCCUGGCCUCUACCCAGUAGAUGUCAGUAGCACUCCCAUCUAAUUUGUGACAAUUGUCCAUGGGAGUGGGUAAAAGGCUCUCCCAUUGAAAAUGAUUUAAGAAACUCUUCCCCAUUGUAGUGUAAUGUGAACCACAUGACUUAGACUAGUUAAAAAUCCCUCCCAAACACUGAGAACUGGAUCACAUACUGUGCCUUGUCUAAGGAAUUUAAGGGCGAGAUGGGCAGAGGGGACAGUCAUACAAGUCAUGUAAACAGGUGAAACUCCCUUUACUGGCUCUAUACUUUCAAUAAAGGGGUCCAUUUGACAAGA